AUUGCGCCUCCACAGAGUGUGACAAGGCUGGCCCUUUGAAUUACAGGUAGAACAGAAACAGGAAGAAAGAGUGAGAGAAAGUUGUGGCGAAAGAGUACAGCAGGGUUCACCACCAUCCACUGCCGGAGCCUCGUGGAGCUUUAGGUGGUUUCGCUCAAUAAACACUCACAACGCCCGGUCUGGGAAUCGAAACUGCGAGUCCGCUGCCCUAACCACUUGGCCAUUGCGACUCCACAUGUACAACGCAAAGAUGGACGAAAGACUAUACUGAAUAAUGAUAUCGACAAUAAGAUAAAAAGCAGUGAUUGUGGUAGUGAGGAAAACACCUCCCUCGUCAGUUGUCCUAAUAUGUUUGUAGCUCUCCAGCAGAGGGAGGGUAUAAAAGAUGCUGAGGAAGUAUAAAAGGUGAUGGGAGCUGAAUGGGAGCCAUUUUGAAGUUGAUGGGAGCUGAAUGGGAGCCAUUUUGAAGUUGAUGGAUGCUGAGACAAAAUCUGUGUCGAAGCUACAAAAUAUAUACUUGUAUACUAACAUUGUAUUUGAAGAAUAUUGAUACAGCGUUAAUUGAUGUUGUCCUGUUGUUUAUCAGGCACUGACUUCGCUGUUUUCAUCCGAAAACGGAUUAUCCAUGACGUUGCCAUCGGAGUAUUGUUCACACCAGACACAUGAGCAACAUCUAUCAACUUUCACUGAUGGUGUUUAUAAAGAUCAGACAAUCCCAUUGAUAUAAAUUUUUGGUAGAAUUACUGUAAGAUAAUUCCACUGAACUGAUACAAACUGCAGCUUUUCUUUUAAUCAUUAUUGAGAAUGUCUACAGAAUGAUUUUGCAAUGCUAAUUAAAUGUGGAUUAUAAAUUACAGAGGAGUUUGUAAUGGUCAUUAAAGUUUGUACAUAUUGGUAACGGUUACAAGUGAUGGAAAUCUAGCAGUGAAAAAUAUAAAUAUUUGCUAGGGAUCAACAAAAACGGAACAGAAAUACCUGAUAAUUGUUGCGGAUAAUGAACAAUUAACUGGCACUCCGUCUGUUACAACAAGAAAAAUUCCUGUUGAUCCAAUCAGUAGAACAGCCUGCUCGUGAAAUUAACGUUCAAGUGGCUGAGAACUCCACAGAUACAUGUACUUUUAACAUAGUCCUCAGGGAGAUUCAGUGUGACAAGGCUGGCCCAUUGAAAGACAGGUGCUACUCAUUUUUGCCAGCUGAGAGCAAUUAUGGAAACUGAAUUGUGUGACAACCAGGUUCAAUUUAAAAAGAAGCCGAAAAGUAUUGGUACUUCCAGGGGCAAGAAAAAUGGGACGGCUAAAAUAUCACAUAGCUGUGAAAUCUGUGGUAAGUCAUUCCCUCACAAAAGAAACUUGACAUAUCACCAACGUAUUCAUGCAGUUGAUAAACCAUAUCAUUGCAAUGUUUGUGGCAAAACGUUCUAUCGGCGUAAUCAUCUGACCAACCACCAACGCACACAUACAGGAGAGAAGCCAUAUCAGUGUGAUAUCUGUUGUAAAUAUUUCUCCCAGAGUAGCUACUUGACUAUUCACAAACGUAUUCAUACAGGCGAGAAGCCGUUUUACUGCGAUAUCUGUGGUAAAACGUUCUCUGAAACUGGUAAUUUGAAAAUGCAUAUACGUAUUCAUACAGGAGAAAAACCAUAUCGUUGUGAUAUCUGUGGUAAAUCAUUCUCUCAGCAUGAGCACUUAACGAAACACAAACGUAGCCACACAGGUGAGAAACCAUAUCAUUGUGACACCUGUGGGAAAUCUUUCUUCGAUAGCAGUUGUUUAACUAGACACAAACGGAUUCACACAGGAGAAAAACCAUUUCGCUGUGAAAUUUGUGGUGCAUCAUUCUAUGUUAGACAUUGCUUAACUAUACACAAAUGCAUCCAUACUGGAGAGAAACCGUUUUAUUGUAAGGUAUGUGAUAAGUCUUUCUCUCAGAGGAAUCUAUUAACAAAACACAAGCGUGUUCAUACCAAGGAAUCACCAGAACACUCUGAUGAGCAUGCUAAACCAUUCUCUCAAAAUGGCGUGAAAGCCACCCGCAAACGUAUUCAUACAGGAGAGAAACCGUAUCGCUGUGAUAUUUGUGGUAAUGCUUUCUCUCGGAAACAUAUCUUAACAUCUCACGUACGUACCCAUACUGGAGAAAAGCCAUACACCUGUGAUAUCUGUGGCACAUCGUUUGCUCAAAAGGGUUACCUAAGCACACACAAGCUCACACACACGGGAGAAAAGCUGUUUCAAUGUUCUGUGUGUGGUAAAUCAUUCUCCAGGACAGACAUCUUAGCAAAACACAAGCUCACUCAUACAGGUGAGAAACCAUAUGACUGUGAUGUCUGCAGUAAAUCAUUCACACAGAAAAGUAACUUAACUACGCACAAACGCAUUCAUACAGACGAGAAACCGUAUCACUGUGAUAUCUGUGGUAAAUCUUUCUCUCAAAAAAGUCACUUAACUACACACAUAAAUAUUCAUAUAGAAAUGUAACACUAUCAAUUUGAAAGCUUUUGGUCAUUACAAAAUAAAAUCCUUCAUAUUCAUCAAUCAAAUUGUUUUAUUUCCUGCACUGGUACAAGUAAUUGCUUAAUCGUAAAAUUCUUGUGGAUGUGGCUGUGAGGUUAAAAUGUUUACAUCAUAACCAUAGGGUCCUAGGUUCAAUCUCAUUGUACAGCAUUCUGGACGAAUAUCAUUUUGUUGUAGCAUUGUGUUGGACUCGUACCUUUUAAGUCAAAUAUGCAUAGACGGAAACUGUUACUAAUAGGAAAUUCUUUAAAUGUGACUCUUGACAAUUGAUAUGUGUGUAAUGGUAAAUAAAUAAUUUUCUAACUUC
Octopus bimaculoides (California two-spot octopus) is the source of this 2820-nucleotide messenger RNA. RefSeq lists its product as uncharacterized. The record is from RefSeq and is a predicted model, not a curated record. Gene Ontology annotation, cellular component: nucleus. Gene Ontology annotation, biological process: regulation of gene expression. Lineage: Eukaryota; Metazoa; Mollusca; Cephalopoda; Octopoda; Octopodidae.